UACCAGCUCAUAUAAAUAAAAGAGCGUGGAUGUUCAUAGCGCACUUAUGUCUGCACACGAGUGUUUGUCCAAUUGAAGUGCUUUUUAACAAGUGAAAUGCUCGGAAUCGUAAUUUUCUUGGCUUUGAUCUCUGCUUGCUCAGUACAAGGGGAGGAUAUUCUACCAAAGGCCAAUCACACAUUACCGAAAGACAUGUAUGUAGUUCGAGCAACGGUGUACCAAGUUGGAAUCCUUGUCAAUGGAACAUCUAAUGAAACUGAUAAAAACGCUACAGGCCGGCAAGAGUCCGUUACAUUCUACCACCUCAACGGUUCCAACCUCAAUCUCAAGGAUCUACCAACACCGCUGGUCACCAACGUGACGGCUGAAAAUGUGGUUGGUGUCGCGCCAACCAACACCACCGUCCCUUGGGAGGCUUUGAAGAACUUGGGGAUAAGGUUGCCGGCUAAAACUGAUCAUUCGACAAUCCGAUUCAAGAGAAGCCUUGUAAAAAUACCAGCUAACAUAACUAAGGCGUCUCUCGUCAUACCCGCGGAAGUCGGCGUGCAGUCUAUCUCGCUCCCACUUAUGUCCCUGAACAACAAUUUGUCGAGGAUACCUGUACCUAUACCGAAUGUAUCAGUUGUUAGCUAUACCAAAGCUAACACUGUUGUUCAUAAACCAUAGACAAAA
Molecule: messenger RNA, 672 nt
Organism: Colias croceus (clouded yellow)
Lineage: Eukaryota; Metazoa; Arthropoda; Insecta; Lepidoptera; Pieridae
Exons: 5
Coding region: 97-666 (189 amino acids)
Source: RefSeq, a predicted model, not a curated record